GUCGUCUACAACGGUGAGAGAGAGUUAAGAGUACUUCUUCAUUCCCUGCAUCGCGAACUUGUUGAAGAGAAAUGGCUUCUUCUUCUUCUUCGGCUGCUCUUUAUAGAAUCUCAAAUCUCCAGAAUCAUAUCUCCCCUCUUGAAGCCAACAACAAGCUAAGGAGUCUGGUGAAGAUAUCUCCACAAGUAUCUGAAGCCAUAUCCAGUGGACGUGCUGUGGUCGCUCUUGAGUCAACCAUUAUCUCCCAUGGGAUGCCUUACCCUCAAAACCUGCAAACAGCAAAAGAGGUGGAGUCUAUUGUGAGAGAGAAUGGAGCAGUUCCUGCCACAAUAGCUAUCUUGAACGGAGUUCCUUGCAUAGGUCUGAACGAAGACGAGCUUGAACGUCUUGCAUCUCUGGGGAAAGGUGUCCAAAAGACUGCAGGCAGGGACAUAGCAUAUGUUGUGGCUACAAGAGGAAAUGGUGCUACUACAGUCUCUGCAACCUUGUUUUUCGCUUCUAUGGUUGGCAUCCAAGUCUUUGUAACCGGUGGAAUUGGGGGUGUACAUAGGCAUGCCAACCAAACUAUGGACAUAUCAUCUGAUCUUACUGCACUUGGAAGGACUCCUAUAGCUGUGAUAUCAGCAGGCGUUAAAUCCAUACUUGAUAUUCCAAAGACUCUUGAAUAUUUGGAAACUCAAGAAGUGUAUGUUGCUGCAUACAAGAGCGAUGAGUUUCCGGCAUUUUUCACAGAAAAAAGCGGCUGUAAGGCACCUUCUCGUGUAGAUAGCCCUGAAGACUGUGCUCGAGUAAUAGAUGCAAACAAGAAGCUAAACCGUCAGGCAGGGAUUCUGUUUGCUGUUCCAAUCCCGAAACAGCAUUCAGCCGCUGGAAAUCUUAUAGAAUCAGCAACACAGCGUGCUCUUACAGAAGCAAGGGAACAAAACGUUACGGGAAAUGCAGAAACUCCGUUCUUGCUUGCACGGGUAAAUGAGUUAACUGGAGGCACUUCACUUGCAGCAAGUAUCCUUUCUCUAGAGUUUCAGACAUUGCGCUUGUGAAAAACAAUGCACUUAUCGGUUCUCAGAUUGCGGUAGCCCUUUCUCAGCUAACGUGAGCUACCUUAUCAAUCUAAAGCUCAAGCUCGAUUCAGGUUCAUGAUUCAGGGCAUCUCAAAAACGUUCUGGAUUGGUAGUUAUCUAGUGUUUUUUAAUGUUUUUCUUUAGCCCAAGAAACUCUUUUAAACAUAUUUUCACAUGUGUAUAUUAAAAUUUAUUUUAUAUAUCAUGUGGAACCUGAUUUACCGCCUUGUGUAACGUUUUUCCCUGAAGAUUAAGCUAUUUAAUUAU
Messenger RNA from Brassica oleracea var. oleracea, 1328 nucleotides. RefSeq names its product pseudouridine-5'-phosphate glycosidase 2-like. The transcript has 12 exons. The record is from RefSeq and is a predicted model, not a curated record. The coding region runs from base 72 to 1040 and encodes 322 amino acids. NCBI's taxonomy places the organism in Eukaryota, Viridiplantae, Streptophyta, Magnoliopsida, Brassicales, Brassicaceae. Gene Ontology annotation, molecular function: pseudouridylate synthase activity.